AUGCUAAGUGGGUAUCUGGGAUGGAUUCCCCUCCUUUUCGAAGGCUUCGCCGACUACUACAUCCCACCGAUCCAACCGCAAGACCGUCUCCGACCCAUCAACCAGCCCUGGGGCUCAAUUAUCACGGGGCUUUUCACACGCGCGGAUGUCAAGCAGGAAUUACCGGCGGAUGUGCACAAGUGUCUCUACGCCAAAGCCAACGAUGCCACCGAGGUCAAAUACAUGAACAACGGUACCAGCGUCGGUGCUGUCUACAGCGACCUCGUCGUCGUCAUCAACCACACUCCCGAAAACCCCGAAACCGACAAACUCCUCACUUUCACCCUCUGCAGACGGAAUGACUUCCUCUGGAACGCGCACACCCUCGAACCCUUGCCCGGCGAUCGUCUCGCCGUCGGCACAACCCGCCAACACCCCUGGGACGGUAUCCUUGUCUACAAUGCCAGCGCCGCCAACCCUCUCAUGGCCAAUCCGCCAAUUUUGCAAAACAUCACCGGCCUGCGCGCUAUCCACGGCUUGAUCUGGGACGAACAGGGCCAGAUGCUGUGGGCAGCUGGAACGGAUGCCGCCGCGGAUGGUACCGACCCGGUCCCUGCAUACGGGACGAUUAUUGGAUAUCCUUGGAAUAACGAUACGGGUCUGCUGCAGAAGGAUGAUCGCUACAUCUAUAAACUGGACGAAUACUACGAUAUUUUCACCGAAUGGGGUGCCGGAUAUCCCUGGUGGGCUGGGUUGCAUGACCUGGUACCUGUCCCUAAUGAACGGAAGUUCCUGGUGUCUGAAGAUCGCGGGCUUCAUGCGUUCGAUAUCGAAACUGGCACGUUCACGGAGCACUAUGAAAACGUCACGGAGAAAUACAUGAAAGGAUUCGAGUGUACGACCGAUGAUCGUCAUGGUUAUAAUAAAGCCGGGGAGUAUGAGGAGCUGCCGCAGUCGGAUUUGAAGAGUUUCAAUCUUGCUCCCGAUGGCAGUUUCAUCUACGUGCAGUCCUUGUGGACUAAGUUCCGUGGUUUCCAUACCAGUCUGGUUGAAAAUGGCAAACGGCGGAAGAUCAAUAUUGGUGAUGAAAUCUACCGGUCGCGGUGGUUUGGGAAUAUUGAUGGAUGGCCUAAGCCAUAA
This is a messenger RNA of Penicillium bovifimosum, 1119 nucleotides long. RefSeq lists its product as uncharacterized. The coding region runs from base 1 to 1119 and encodes 372 amino acids. Lineage: Eukaryota; Fungi; Ascomycota; Eurotiomycetes; Eurotiales; Aspergillaceae. The record is from RefSeq and is a predicted model, not a curated record. The transcript is spliced from 2 exons.